AUGGAUGAUCAUGAGUCACCGUCUUCUUCGUCUUGGUUCCAAUCCACUUGGUUCCAAUCCACUGAGAAUGAGUCCUUGUUUCAAGGCAUGUGUACUCCCUUCAAUACUGUAAUCUUGAAUUUGACAGAUGUAGAGUUUGUCGACUCCGUUUUAUUCACGCGCCUUCAAUUCCUCAGCGUUUUCGUCUUGAUACCAAUCAUAACAAUAUUGGCCGUCAUCACCAAUGGCAGUUAUCUCUACGUUGUUGCCAAAGUCAAGUCCAUGCAAACUGUCACCAACGUGUACCUGUGCAACCUAGCUGUGGCUGAUACGCUAUUCUUGCUGUCAACGUGUGCGGUGUACAUAGGUUUUUACUACAGUUCAGGCGGGUUGUAUGGAAAUGCGCCACUGGCCGGCUACUUUGAGUGUAUUGGGGGCCAUUUCCCUCGCAUCUUCUAUGUACAAUCGAUGGCAUUAAUGGUCACGGUCACUUUGGACAGAUAUUACGCCGUGUGCCAACCGCUGAAGCAUCAUCGCACGUUCACCAAAAGCCGCACGAUUAAAAUCACCGUCACUGCAUGGACCUUUGGCGUUCUGUUUCAGGGAAAGAGCAUCCCCGGCCGCAUAUACAGGGACAUUUUCUGUGUCACUUGGCCCGACUUGCCUCGAUACUCGGAACUGCCGCCUUUCACCUCUGUCUGUUACGGCAUUUUUUCAUGGGAAGUUGACGUGUUGGUGAAUUAUCUCUCCGAUGUCUUGCUCUUUGUUUUCGUGAUGUCAGCAAACUGCUUCAUGUAUUUUAAAAUCAUCAAGGCUCUAAAGAACCGACCGGCGCAGCGAGACAGUCAGCAAGGGUUGAGCGACAGCGCUGAUCGGACGCGUCGCCGGGUUACCCGCAUGCUACUUGCCAAUACACUCGUUUUCUUUAUCUUGACCGCUCCUAACUACAUCCAUUCGCUCCUCCUAAUGAUUGAGUUAUUUGUGAAGUUACCACUCAUACUAGAAGACCCAGCAGCUAACAACACUAUCAUAAUCAUCACAAACAUUCUGGCCGCCAUCAACUCGAUGAUCAAUCCGAUCAUCUACAACGCAACCAAUUCCCGAUACAGACAAGCUUAUAGAGAGGCAUUCCUGCCGUGUUGUCAAACCAACGAUCGCCAAAACGCCGACCUCAAGAAUAAUCAUCGCCGGAACGCCGAUCGCCAAAACUCAGAUCCCAAGAACAAUCAUCGCCAAACCGCCGAUCGCCAAAACUCCGAUCGCCAACCCAACGCCGUUCGAGAAACAAGCGAUGUCCAAAUCACCAAUCCCCAGGCUACAGAUAGCACAACAGAUCGCCAAACCAAUGACUGCCAAACCAACGAGGGCCAAGCCAGCGAUCGCCAAACCAACGAUCGCCAAACCAACGAUCUCCAAACCAACGAUCGCCAAACCACCGAUAGCCAAACCAGAGCGCUCCCAACUAACGACCUCCAAACCAACGAUGGAAAGGCAAGUGAUCGUCAAACCAACAAUCGCCAAACCAACGAUCGCCAAACCAACGAUCUCCAAACCAACGAUAGCCUAACCAACGAUCGCCAAACCAACAAUCGCCAAACCAACGAUCGCCAAACCAACGAUCGCCAAGCGAACGAUAGCCUAGCCAACGAUCGCCAAACCAAUGAUGGCCAAACCAACGAUGGCCAAGCCAACGAUCGCCAAGCCAACGAUAGGCAAACCAACGAUAGCCAAACCAACGAUAGCCAAACCACCCAUGAGUGA
Patiria miniata (bat star) is the source of this 1740-nucleotide messenger RNA. RefSeq names its product neuromedin-U receptor 2-like. Gene Ontology annotation, biological process: G protein-coupled receptor signaling pathway. Gene Ontology annotation, cellular component: plasma membrane. Gene Ontology annotation, molecular function: G protein-coupled receptor activity. The coding region runs from base 1 to 1740 and encodes 579 amino acids. The transcript has a single exon. The record is from RefSeq and is a predicted model, not a curated record. NCBI's taxonomy places the organism in Eukaryota, Metazoa, Echinodermata, Asteroidea, Valvatida, Asterinidae.